Messenger RNA from Labrus mixtus (cuckoo wrasse), 1571 nucleotides. It is a transcript of the gene dgcr6, whose product is annotated as DiGeorge syndrome critical region gene 6. The transcript has 5 exons. NCBI's taxonomy places the organism in Eukaryota, Metazoa, Chordata, Actinopteri, Labriformes, Labridae. The coding region runs from base 199 to 783 and encodes 194 amino acids. The record is from RefSeq and is a predicted model, not a curated record.
CCACCAGCCUGGGGUCCUCACAGCUUAUAAACAAGGGAACAAGCCUGUUCUAAAAGUACGCGUAUUAUGGAAACGGUUGACUGCAUUUUGAUAACUCAUUGAAAUGUUUAGUUCCAGCUAGUCCCCAAUAAAUAGCUGUAUUGUUUUUUUUCUGGAUAAUUUUAAUUAUAAAAUUGGGUAAAUUUGUUCACUGAGGAGAUGGAUGGUUACCCCGGAGUCAUCGUCGGUGAUCCCACCAAACAACAAGAAAGACAUUACUACUUAUUAUCAGAACUGCAAACUUUAGUCAAAGAUUUACCAAGCUCCUUCCAGCAGCGCCUGUCCUACAACACGCUGAGUGACUUGGCUCUGGCACUCAUUGAUGGCACGGUUUAUGAGAUUGUGCAGGGGCUCCUCGAUAUUCAGCAUCUGACAGAGAAAAACCUUUAUAACCAGAGGCAGAAGCUGCACUGUGAACACCAAGCACUCAAACAAGAUCUUUUAAGGAAACAUAAAGAAGCUCUGCAGUCAUGCAAGUCUCACAACCUUGCACUUCUCAAAUCAAACCAACAAGCAGAGCUGGAGGCUCUGGAAAUCCGCGUGCGAGAGGAACAAAAAAUGAUGGAUAAGAAGAUUGUAGCAGAAAUGGAUCAGAAAGUGAUAGAUCAGCAGAACACCCUGGAAAAGGCGGGAGUCCCUGGAUUUUACAUCACCACUAAUCCUCAGGAACUGACAAUGCAGAUGAACCUCCUUGAAUUGAUACUCAAACUACAACAGAAGGAGUCGCAGACUGGGGUCAUGUGAGAAACAUGCCUUAUUUCACCAGAAGAGAUGAAAAAAAUCCUGCAAAGCCCACAGACGGAGUACGCAGACAUUCCUGUAACUAUGAGAUUCAACAUGUGGUGAUCGUCUUUGUUCAGGAAAUGUUUGAUUGCUUGUAUAAGAGUGUUAUUUUCACCAUAUAGACCUGCAGGAAAGGUAUUCUUAUUUAGUGUUGGAGUAAGAGGGAAGAGGCCAGUUUGUCAAUGAAGUUUUAAAUGCUAUAUCACACAAUGUGUUCCUGUUAAGAUGCAUUAUAUCAAUAUUUAUUAAGAGUAUUGAGAGAGCAGGCUCCUCCUCUAAUUCAACAGAAGUAGGUCAUUGUGUUGCGUAAAGACACAGAGGGCUGAAGCAUGGAUGACUCUUCUGCAGUGAGCUGGUCUCCAUAAAAAUCCCUCCUGAUGCCUUUUAAGAAAUCAACACAGUUUUUGGAAGAGCUAAUUUCAAAUUUGUAAAAAGGAAAAGGUGUAAAUCUGUUAAGUCCAGUUUUCCAGCUGUAUUUUGAACAAACUAUUUUUUAUUUAUUUAAAUUUGUUUUGAUUAAUUACUCAUUUUUUAAUAAAGGAUUAUUUUUGUAAUCUAUUAUACUCUAUUGCUAAGUUUGUUUGGUUGUUUUGAUAAAAAGGGUGAAAACUAUCGAACCUAUAUCCCUUCACAUUUGACAUGUUUUUGUGUUGGUUAAUGCCUUAUUUCCCACAUAAAUAGACAACAAAACACACUUGAACCAAUAUGGCAUACAGUAAAAACACAACCAGGGUAUGGUUGGUUCCAUU